UAGCAGCAUCUUACAACUGCGAUUUACAACAAUUCACAACCACUUACGUCUACGUUUACGCAAUUAUAAAUGAUAUUGCGGAAAAUCUUGGCUUAUCAAAUUGUCUGGACACAUUGGCUAACAAAUUAAGCGGUGGCGAACAGAAAAGACUCUCGAUCGGCGUCGAAAUGAUCACGAAGCCAUCCGUUUUCUUAUUAGACGAGCCAACAAGCGGUCUCGACAGUGUGGCCUCUAAUCAGGUAUGUAAAUUAUUAAUGCAGUUAUUAAUUAAUUAAUUAACGGUCGUUUUUACAAAGAAAUUAUUUGA
Messenger RNA from Wasmannia auropunctata (little fire ant), 307 nucleotides. Its product is annotated as ATP-binding cassette sub-family G member 2-like. The transcript has 2 exons. Lineage: Eukaryota; Metazoa; Arthropoda; Insecta; Hymenoptera; Formicidae. The record is from RefSeq and is a predicted model, not a curated record. Gene Ontology annotation, molecular function: ATP binding; ATP hydrolysis activity. Gene Ontology annotation, cellular component: plasma membrane. The annotation marks the transcript as partial.